AUGUCCUUCGUCACUACUUCUAUCAUCGACACCGUUCUUUCUCGUAUCCCACUCAGUCGAAAUCCAAGCAGUAUGUCAACACCAACCGAACGCCAGCCAUUAUUAUCUGGAACCGUCAACGGUCAUAACCCUCCCAAUCCUUCUUCCUUACGACGAGAGGUAUCUGCGAAUAUGCCAACUGAAGGACAGAAAAUCAAAUUCGCUCAAGUAUCCGGAGCUCUCGUAGCUGGUAAACUACCAUCCCAAGAACAAAUAUCCGAACUACUUGAGAUCGUCAUUGAAAGCGACACUCUCAAACCUACAGGCGGACCUAACAGCCGUACCGCUCGUCUUGGACAGGAAGGACAGAGAGUGUUAGAAAAUUUGAAAGAAGUUUUAAGGGCUGUUAAAUCUUGGGGAGAGGAGAAAAACAAGGAAAAUCUGAUUCAGAACUUUUUCUACAACGCUUCGAGUGCCGAAGUCGACGUCGACUUGAAGAAUCCCUCCAUUCCAUCUCAAAAAGAGCUCAGUAAAGACGCCCAAAGAGCCAUUGAAAGCGCCAGGACCAUUGCUAAACUCGUCGUCACCAACGACGCUUUCCGUCAGCUGGGCUCACAAGUCAUCCUCCUCACCAGAGAUGUGUUGGCGGAUGCGGCUUCCGUAGCUGCCGAACAAGCUCAAAAGGCAGCGGACAAGACACGACCUAGUGAACAGGAACGCCAAGAAGGUAUCGACUUCAAGGGGUUGGAGAAGAAAGGUAAGCAGACUGCUAAAGGUCUCAAAAGCGGUAAACUCCAAGGUGAGGCGCGGGAGUCCAUCUGGGACGAGGUCGAAAGAUUGAAGGAGUAUGCGGAUGAGAAGCUUCCAGAAGGUGAAGAAGCUAGGGACAAACUUAUCCAGCGUCUUCAACAGGUUGUGACUCAGGCGCAAUCCGAUCCAGAAUACAGAAGGGCAAUCACCGCCAUCGUGAACCUCUUCAAGAAGUACUCACACAAGGCGGAAGAUGCCGUCAAAGAGACUGCGGACAAGUCUGAAAUCAGUGACGAAGAUGAAAAAGUUCAACAAGCCGGUCGAGACCUGAAAGCGUUCGUGGAGAAAGUGUCGGGCAAAUCGAUCGAUGAUCUCAUCUCUGCCGCACAAAAAGCAGGCGAAGAUGUGAAAAACGACGACAAACUCUCAGCAUACUUCAAAGAGCUCGACUCGUAUGUCCAUCGUAUACUGUAUCAACCUGGAUACGUCGCAUCAAGAGCCGCGUAUCGCAAAGCCGUCGCACUCUACGACGACGGGCAAUCCCUCAUCGCCGAAAACCCCACCUGGAAGGCUGAUGCGGGAGAACUGCAGAAGCAGCUCGAAGAGCUCGUCAACGGUGUCACAAACGAUCAGGCUACCAAUCGAUUGGUUCAGGCUAUCGAGAAUCUGGGAGACACCCUCUUGACUGCCGGGCAGAUUGGUCUGAACAGUCUCAAAGUCGAGGGCAAAGGUUUGUACCGCGAUUUUGCGGAUGUCAUCCUGCCAAGACUUGUGGGACUUGUCAAGGAACUCCCCGUACCAAGAGUGGAGUUCAAAUCGGAGGAUAUCGAUCUGGUCAUUGAUGAUUUCAACCUGGAGUCAGCAUCGUUCAUUCCGGAUUCGAUCCGCUUCGUCCAACACAACGACAUCCGGUUCACUCAAGGUUACGCUACGUAUGCAUCUGAGUAUGAUGGUACGGUCCGUCUUCGGGUCGAAGGACUGCACUUUGAAGCAAACAACAUCGCCUUCUGGGCUCACAAGAAGACUGGUUUCAUGCCAUUCCAGGACUCUGGCAUCCUGUCGCUCAAAUUCGGUCCCAAAGGUAUUUCUUUCGACGUCACUCUCGAGAAUGCAGACGAAGAAGAUCGCGAGUCUUUCUUCACCGUCAAGACCGUACAAGUUGAUAUGAGCGGCUUCGAAUUCUCCAUCUCCAAGAACUAUCAUUGGAUCGCGACGUGGUUCGCGUCUCCGUUGUUGCGCGCUGUCGUCAAACGUAAUUUGACUAGUGCUCUCGAGGAACAAAUCGCCGAGUAUCUCAGGAAUCUGGACUUCCAGACGUUCGCUCUUCAACAAAGAGCCAUAGCGGCGACCAACGCGAAACCUACCCCAGGUAAUUUCAUCCGGGCGGUAGUGAGCGAUUCGAUAUUCCCUCAACAGAGAACGGGGCCUGUGAAGGUGGGAUCAAAGGGAGUGGUCAAGUAUGGUAGACAUGGAGAGUACUUGCUCCAUAUUGGGGUGGACGAGGAGUUGUUCCCCGACAAACCCGCCCCCCAUCUCCGUAAUCCCCAGAGACAGAAGCUCAAAUCUCAAGCUGCUCAACUCCAAGGUCAAGCUAAGCGUGCCGUCGGGUCGGCGGAUCAAUUCAAGAAGACGGCCAAGGGAGGGGCCGACAAGGCCAAGGCGGAAGGGUCAAACUUGAGUGCUAGGGUGAAAGAAGAGCAAAGAAGGGCGAGCAGGACGGAAGGAUGGAGGUCGGAGGCAUUUGAUGUCUAA
Tremella mesenterica DSM 1558 is the source of this 2481-nucleotide messenger RNA. RefSeq lists its product as uncharacterized. Bases 1 to 2481 code for a protein of 826 amino acids. The transcript has 6 exons. The record is from RefSeq and is a predicted model, not a curated record. Lineage: Eukaryota; Fungi; Basidiomycota; Tremellomycetes; Tremellales; Tremellaceae.